This is a messenger RNA of Eptesicus fuscus (big brown bat), 2426 nucleotides long. RefSeq names its product polycystin 2 like 1, transient receptor potential cation channel (gene PKD2L1). The record is from RefSeq and is a predicted model, not a curated record. Gene Ontology annotation, biological process: potassium ion transmembrane transport; detection of mechanical stimulus. Lineage: Eukaryota; Metazoa; Chordata; Mammalia; Chiroptera; Vespertilionidae. Gene Ontology annotation, molecular function: calcium ion binding; muscle alpha-actinin binding; calcium channel activity. The transcript is spliced from 15 exons. Gene Ontology annotation, cellular component: membrane.
AUGAAUGCUGUGGAAAGUCCCGAGGGGCAGGAGCUGCAAAAUCUGGGGCGCGAAGCCUGGGACAACCCCGCCUAUAGUGGUCCCCCCUCCCCACACGGGACGCUGAGGAUCUGCACCAUCUCCAGUGCGGUGCCCCCCCAGCCCCAGGCCACGAAACAUGAAGACAGACCCCAGGAGAAGGCACACAGGACCCUGGUGUCCACCUGCUGCCUCCAGAUUCGUCGGGGCAUCAGAGGACUUUGGGGGACAACCCUGACUGAGAAUACAGCUGAGAACCGGGAACUUUAUGUCAAGACCACCCUGCGGGAGCUUUUGGUGUACAUCGUGUUCCUGGUGGACAUCUGUCUCUUGACCUAUGGGAUGACAAGCUCCAGUGCCUAUUACUACACCAAAGUCAUGUCUGAGCUCUUCUUGCAUACCCCAUCAGACACCAGCGUCUCCUUCCAGGCCAUCAGCAGCAUGGCAGACUUCUGGGAUUUUGCCCAGGGCCCACUACUGGACAGUUUGUAUUGGACCAAAUGGUACAACAACCAGAGCCUGGGCCAUGGCUCCCACUCCUUCAUCUAUUAUGAGAACUUGCUGCUGGGGGUGCCAAGGCUGCGGCAGCUGAGGGUCCGCAAUGACUCCUGUGUGGUACAUGAGGACUUCCGAGAGGACAUUGUGAGCUGCUAUGACGUCUACUCUCCGGACAAAGAAGAGCAGCUCCCCUUUGGGCCCCUCAAUGGCACAGCGUGGACAUACCACUCACAGGAUGAGCUGGGGGGCUCUUCUCACUGGGGCCAGCUCACAAGCUACAGUGGAGGUGGCUACUACCUGGACCUUCCGGGAUCCCGACAGGGCAGUGCAGAGGCACUCCGGGACCUUCAGGAGAGCCUGUGGCUAGACAGGGGCACUCGGGUGGUCUUCAUCGACUUCUCCGUCUACAAUGCCAACAUCAAUCUUUUCUGUGUUCUGAGACUGGUGGUGGAGUUUCCAGCUACAGGAGGUGCCAUCCCAUCCUGGCAAAUCCGCACAGUUAAGCUGAUUCGCUAUGUCAGCAACUGGGACUUCUUUAUCAUUGGCUGUGAGAUCAUCUUCUGCAUCUUCAUCUUCUACUAUGUGGUGGAGGAGAUCCUGGAGCUCCAUGUCCACCGACUUCGCUACCUCAGCGGCAUCUGGAACAUUCUGGACCUGGUGGUCAUUUUGCUCUCCAUUGUAGCUGUGGGCUUUCACAUAUUCCGAACUCUUGAGGUGGAUAGGCUGAUGGGGAAGCUCCUGCAGCAGCCAAAUACAUACGCUGACUUCGAGUUCCUCGCCUUCUGGCAGACACAGUACAACAACAUGAAUGCCGUCAACCUCUUCUUUGCCUGGAUCAAGAUAUUCAAGUACAUCAGCUUCAACAAAACCAUGACCCAGCUCUCCUCCACGCUGGCCCGCUGUGCCAAAGACAUCCUGGGCUUCGCUGUCAUGUUCUUCAUCGUAUUUUUCGCCUAUGCCCAGCUUGGCUACCUGCUUUUCGGGACCCAAGUGGAAAACUUUAGUACUUUCAUCAAGUGCAUUUUCACUCAGUUCCGGAUCAUCCUUGGGGACUUUGACUACAAUGCUAUCGACAAUGCCAACCGCAUCCUGGGACCUGCCUACUUUGUCACCUAUGUCUUUUUCGUCUUCUUCGUGCUUCUGAACAUGUUUCUUGCCAUCAUCAAUGACACAUAUUCAGAGGUCAAGGAGGAGUUGGCUGGACAGAAGGAUGAGCUACAGAUUUCUGACCUCCUGAAACAGGGCUACAACAAGACCCUACUGAGGCUGCAUCUCAGGAAGAAACAGGUUUCGGAUGUGCAGAAGGUCCUGCAGGGUGGGGAGCAGGAGAUCCAGUUUGAGGAUUUCACUAACACCUUGAGGGAACUGGGGCACAAAGAGCACGAGAUCACUGAGCUCACGGCUACCUUCACCAGGUUUGACCAAGAUGGGAAUCAUGUCCUGGAUGAGAAGGAGCAAAAACAAAUGCAACAGGACCUGGAGGAGGAGAGGGUGGCCCUCAAUGCUGAAAUUGAGAACCUGGGCUGGUCCGUUGUGAGGAGUUCACCAGGCAAAUCAGAUCUAGAGGCUACCGGAGCAGGUGACUGGGUUUCAGGAGAAGAAUUCUACACGCUCACAAGAAGAGUUCUGCAGAUGGAGUCUGUCCUGGAAGGAGUCCUGGCCCAGGUUGAUGCUGUGGGCUCAAAGCUAAGAAUGCUGGAGAGGAAGGGGCAGCUGGCUCCCUCCCCAGGCAUGGUGACAGGCAUUUGGGAACACGUGUAGCCAGCCACAGCUGUGAUUCCAGCCCCCUGGGAAGUCGAGGGUGGGCAGGACAAUGGUGGGGGAGGGGUCCUAAAGCAUCAGACAGCAGGCUCCUCUCUCACUGCCUUCCCAGAGGCCCCCUCUGCACAUUCCCUCUAUUUCUAGGGCAA